Meira miltonrushii is the source of this 2070-nucleotide messenger RNA. Its product is annotated as DEAD-domain-containing protein. Gene Ontology annotation, molecular function: ATP binding; nucleic acid binding. The record is from RefSeq and is a predicted model, not a curated record. Lineage: Eukaryota; Fungi; Basidiomycota; Exobasidiomycetes; Exobasidiales; Brachybasidiaceae. The transcript has a single exon. Gene Ontology annotation, cellular component: nucleolus. Bases 78 to 2039 code for a protein of 653 amino acids.
AUUUGUUCUUAUUGCAGGAACACUUUCUUCUGUUCUUGAAUAACAACACAUCCUUCGAGUCAAUCGCACUAUCGAAGAUGUCGACAAACGGAGAAGAGGACUCGAUCGUUGCAGCAAGCGAAAAUGCUGUUCCGAUCGCCCCUCAACCCGCCAAUGUAGAAGAUGAGGUUAAAGUUGGAGAAGGAAGCUCGACUAAUGGGGGUAAAUCAGCUACCAGUUUCCAGGAUGUUGCCCACCUUUUGGAUGUACGACUUCUACGAGCUCUUGCAAAGCUAGGAUUCUCUCAUCCGACACCUGUUCAAGCAAGCGUUUUACCUUUAGCUUUGGCUGGAUCGGAUAUUUUGGCACGAGCAAGGACCGGAAGUGGUAAGACGCUUUCGUACGGAUUGCCAAUACUUCAAAAGAUUUUGUUGGCAAAGAAAGCUAUUUCACCUAGUGAGAUGAGCUAUCAGGUAACAAGAGCGAUUGUAUUGGUUCCUACAAGAGAGUUGAGUGAGCAAGUGACUGCACAGCUAGGCGCUUUGCUACCGUUUUUGGAUAAAGAGAUCAAGGUUGUCAAUGUAGCACGAGAUGCAUCAAAAAGUGUACACAAGGUCCUCCUCGCUGAAAGACCUGAUAUCGUUGUCUCUACCCCAUCAAAAGCGUUCAGUCACGUCGAUAGCGGAUCGUUGGACGUGCAACAUGUUGAAACUCUGGCGAUUGAUGAAGCGGAUUUGAUCUUGUCUUAUGGACACAACGAGUCUUUACGAGCUUUGCUGGCGAGUGGAAAAUUGAGUUCAUCAAUACAGUGUCUAUGUAUGAGCGCAACAAUGACACAAGACGUGAAAGCAUUAAAAGGCCUCGUUUUGAAAAAGCCUGCAGUCUUGGAUAUUCCCGAUCCAGAGGUAUCAACAUUAACACAAUACUGUGUUCAAGUUCAAUCGGCAACGGACAAGUUCUUAUUGACAUAUGUUAUCUUACGAUUGCGUCUAAUUCGGGGAAAAUGUAUCAUCUUCGUCAACGAUAUCGACAGAUGUUACAGGUUGAAGCUGUUUUUGGAACAGUUUGGUGUUAAGAGUACAGUUUUGAACGAAGAGCUUCCGGUCAACAGCAGAUAUCACAUCGUGCAAGAGUUCAAUAAAGGAGUAUAUGAUUAUAUCAUUGCGACAGAUGAAAGUCGUUUCGGUGCAGACGCAGCAGCAAUAGAAGAUGAGCAAGAUGCCAACGCCGAGGCAAAGAAUGCGAAAAAGAAGUCGGGGAGCAAAGUGAAGAAUAACGAAUAUGGUGUCUCUCGUGGUGUGGAUUUCGUGUCGGUUUCUUGUGUGUUAAAUUUUGAUCUUCCUGUUUCAGCAAAAGGAUAUACCCAUCGAGUCGGACGAACAGCAAGAGCGGGUAAGACGGGAACCUCGCUUUCAUUUGUUGUGCCUGAGGAAGUGUUUGAACAAGAUAUGCGGGGAGCUUCGCAUUCAAAGCAUCUUGUUUGUCCAACGACGGAGAAUGAUUCAAAAGUAUGGCAAUCAAUCGUCAAACAAGAAUCAACACGACAUCAAUCUAUAAAAGAUUGGCACUUUGAUCGAAAGCAAGUUGAAGCAUUCCGAUAUCGUAUGGAAGAUGCAUUAAGAAGUGUUACAAAACAUGCAAUUCGCGAAGCAAGAAUAAGAGAAUUGAAACAAGAAAUGCUAAAUUCUGAUCGUCUAAAAGCACAUUUUGAAGAUAAUCCAACCGAUUUGGAUUAUUUGCGUCAUGAUAAAAUCUUACAUCCAACUCGUGUUCAAUCACAUCUGAAACAUAUUCCACAUUAUCUUAUGCCUCGGAUCCGUGCAGGUCAGCAAGCAAAGAGAUUGGACAGCGAUGCUGCAGAUGAUGAAAAUAGCGGGGAGAAACGUAAACGUGAAGAUGGCCAGGAAGGAUUGAGUCAUGUAACAUUCCACAAGAGGGGUGGUAGAGGAGGCAGAGGCGGAAGAGGUGGUUCUAGUACGAGAGGUAGAGGUGGUCGCUUGAACGGCAAACCUCAAGGACCUAAAAAGAAGGGAGAUCCUUUGAAAAAGUUUGGAAAAUAGUUUGAUUGCAUGUGUAGCACUUUUGUACAAU